This is a messenger RNA of Calliphora vicina (urban bluebottle blowfly), 2139 nucleotides long. RefSeq lists its product as uncharacterized. Gene Ontology annotation, molecular function: lipase activity. NCBI's taxonomy places the organism in Eukaryota, Metazoa, Arthropoda, Insecta, Diptera, Calliphoridae. The record is from RefSeq and is a predicted model, not a curated record. The transcript is spliced from 3 exons. Gene Ontology annotation, biological process: lipid catabolic process. The coding region runs from base 58 to 2139 and encodes 693 amino acids.
AAUGCAUUCAAGGUAUAAAAAGAUUUCUGCAAUGCACUGAAAGUAUUAGUCCUAAAAAUGAAAGUAUUGUGGUGCUUAGCUCUUGGCUGUUUAGCGGUUUCCGCCUCUGUUUUCGAUGAGGAUGAAACUCGCAUACAUGGCGAAAAUGGCUGGUAUGUGCCCCAAGAAGAUGGCACUUUUCAAUGGGUAGACAGGCAAGUUGCCGAGUCCUAUCUCGAAGCCAUGGAAAAUAUCAAUGAUUUUGGUUUGACCACCAAUCCGGUUAAAUACUAUUUGUAUACCAAAACGAAUCCCACUAAGGGUCAAAGGAUUACAGCCAAUGAAAAAUCCAUAAAAGAAUCAAACUUUAAUCCUGCCCAUCCCACCAGAUUUGUAAUACACGGCUGGAACCAAAGCCGCCUGUCAGGAAUGAAUAAGAAUAUAUGCAAUGCCUGGUUGAGUGUGGGUUUCUACAACAUUAUUGUCGUCGACUGGGCUCGAGCUCGUUCUGUUGAAUAUGUCACCUCUGUUUUGGCUGUUCCCAAGGUUGGUGCAAAGGUGGCCGGUAUGAUUGAUUACUUGGUGGAAAACCACGGCAUGUCUUUGGAUAACUUGUAUGUGAUUGGUCACAGUUUGGGUGCUCAUGUUGCUGGUUAUGCUGGCAAGAAUGUUAAAACUGGUGAUAUUCACGCCAUUGUUGGUUUGGAUCCUGCAUUGCCAUUGUUCAGCUAUGAUAAGCCUGAGGAACGUCUAUGCAGUACCGAUGCUUUCUAUGUGGAAUCCAUUCAAACCGAUGGAGGUGGUUUGGGUUUUUUGAAACCCAUUGGCAAGGGUGCAUUCUAUCCCAAUGGUGGCAAGUCUCAACCUGGUUGUCCUUUGGAUAUUACUGGUGCCUGUGCUCAUGCUCGUUCUGUUAAAUACUAUGCUGAAGCUGUUGCUGAGGAUAAUUUUGCCACCAUGAAGUGUGACAAUUACCAGGAUGCUGUGGCCAAAGAUUGUGGUACCAAAUUUAGCUCUGUACGCAUGGGUGCUGAUAAAAAUGCCUUCAUGGUUGCUGGUGACUUCUAUGUACCAGUGAACAGGAAGGCUCCUUUUGGUCAGCAGGUUAGAAGUUUUGUUAAUAUAAAUUUAAAAUGUUUUUUAUAUAAUUUGCUUUAUUUAUUAUGUAUUCUAGCUUCUGCUGCUGUUAUACCUGAAGACGAACGUAUUAAUGGUGAAAAUGGCUGGUUUGUGCCACGUAUUGAUGGCUCUUUUGAUUGGGUAGACAUGGACGAGGCUGAAUCUUAUUUGGAGGCUACACAAAUGAUGGAAGGACGUUUAACUACCAACCCAGUUACCUUCUACUUGUACACCAAAUCCAACCCUAAUGAACAUCAUGAAAUCAAGGCCUCUAGAAAAUCCAUAGAAGCUUCUCCCUUCAAUGCCAAACAUCCCACCAGAAUUACCAUUCAUGGCUGGACUAACAGCAAGGAUGAUUAUGUUAAUACGGGUGUACGCAAAGCUUGGUUGUCCCACGGUGAUUACAAUAUGAUUGUUGUUGACUGGGGCCGAGCUCGCUCUGUGGACUAUGCCUCCUCUGUUUUGGCUGUGCCUGGUGUGGGUAAAAAGGUAGCUGAAAUGGUUGACUACCUGGUCAAGGAAUUCCACUUGAAAUUAGACACUCUAGAGAUUAUUGGCCACAGUUUGGGUGCCCAAGUUGCCGGCUACACUGGUAAGAACAUGAAAUCGGGCAAGGCACAUACAAUUGUUGGUUUAGAUCCUGCUCUACCCCUGUUCAACUACAACAAACCCGAAAAACGUUUGUCCAGCACUGAUGCCCACUAUGUUGAAUCGAUUCAAACUAAUGGUGGUAAAUUGGGUUUCUUGAAACCGAUUGGUAAGGGUGCUUUCUAUCCCAAUGGUGGUAAGAAGCAACCUGGUUGUGGUGCUGAUCUCACCGGUUCCUGUUCCCAUGGCCGUGCUGUCAUUUACUAUGUAGAAGCUGUGGAGAGAGACAAUUUUGCCUCAAUUAAAUGUGGCAACUAUGAACAAGCUGUUGCUAAGAAAUGUGGCUCCACUUAUAGUUCGGCACGCAUGGGUGCUGUUACCAAUGCCUAUAUGGUUGAUGGUGAUUUUUAUGUACCAGUACGUAGCGAAGCUCCUUUUGGUAUUGUAAAUUAG